CUCUCUCUCUCUCUCUCUCUGAUGUCCUAACCAGCCGUCGAAUUUUCAAACCCCUCUCUCUCUCUCUCUCUCUCUGAAAUCUUCCUCCCAGUCCCCACCACCGUUUCGAUUCUCCUCCCUUCAAACCCAGUUCAUACUCCAACUUCACUUCACUAAUCUCUUCUUCUUGCAAAUUCGAAAAGGUCACUGGAAAUUUGUAUUCUUAGCGUAUAGUCAAUAGUCCAUUUUCUUGGUAGCUGGAACAGUCUUUGGACUGUUUCUUGGUGCUAAUCUCAGUUGGGUUUUGAACGAUUUACCAAAAGGGUAUUGUGACUUUGUUAUAGAAAGAAGAUAAAUCAAGAAUUGGUGCACGGUCAGAAUUUUGGGUUUUGAAUCGUAGGGUUUAUGAUCCCUUUGUCUCUUCGCUCUCUACUGAUUAGGGGUUUUCAGUAAGGUAUCAUUAGGUGGCGAUUAGGUAAUAAUAAAUAAAGCACUAUGGGAGCAAAAGACCGUCAAAAUGCUACCGACUCUCCUAAAGCGGAAGUAGGAGAGAUAGACACCAGGGCACCAUUUCAAUCUGUCAAGGAUGCUGUCAAUUUGUUUGGUGAAGGCGCUUUUUCAGGGGAAAAACCUGCAAUCAAGAAGACAAAGCCACAUUCUGCGGAGAGGGUAUUAGCAAAAGAAACACAGCUUCACUUGGCUCAGAAAGAGUUAAAUAAGCUCAAGGAACAACUGCAGAAUGCUGAAGCUACAAAAGCUCAGUCACUUGAAGAGCUUGAAAAGGCUAAAAAGGCAGUUGAUGAACUAACCCAGAAACUCAAAACUGUGACCAAGUCAAAGGAAUCGGCAAUCAAGGCAACAGAAGCUGCAAAGAACAAACUUGCAGAAGCAAACGGUGAUAAUUCUGUGGUAAAUGAUGUUGCCCAGAAACAGGACAUGGAAAAUAAAAGAGAGCAGUACAUGACUCAAAUUGCUGAACUUGAUGCCGCAAAACAAUUGCUGAGGCAGAUGCAUCAGGAGUGUAAUGCGGCCAUGGAAGCAAAAUCUGCUGCCUUCAAGCAAGCAGCAAAUGCUGAGCAAGCAGCCAAAGCAAACACGGAGAAAGCUAGUGAGGUUUCUAAGGAAAUUACUGCUAUACAUCAGGCAAUUGGGCAGGUGAAGGAAGCAACGAUUUUAGUCCAGAAGGAUCAAGAAAAGAUAUUUGCUGAAAAGGAAGUUCAGAAACAGUCGUAUAAAGCUACCCUUGAAGACUCGGCAAAGAAAUUGCUUGCUUUGAAGAAAGAGAUCGAUCCUGAAGUCGCGAAAAAUCUCGAGUCUCAGCUGGCUGAGACGGUGAAUGAGAUUGGAUCCCUCAAAAAAGAAACGGAAAAUGCGAAGGCUUCGGAUCUUGAUUCUGUUAGAACAGUCACUUUAGAACUGGAUGAUGCUAAGGAGUCGCUUCACAAGGUUGUUGAAGAGGAAAGCUCCCUUAGAACCUUGGUGGAGUCCCUUAAGCUAGAGCUGGAGAAUGUGAAAAGAGAGCAUUUGGAACUAAAGGAGAAGGAAGCGGAAACAGAAUCCAUUGCUGGCAAUCUGCACGUGAAGCUCCGGAAAAGCAAGUCUGAGCUUGAAGCAGCCAUCUUAGAAGAAUCUAAAGUGAGAGGAGCUUCUGAAGAAAUGAUAUCAACACUCCACCAAUUAUCAUCAGAAAAUGAAAACGCUAGAUUGGAAGCGGAAGAGAUGAAAAAGAAAGCUGAAGAAUUAAAGAAGGAAGCAGAGGCCACCAGAAUAACGCUCAAGGAGGCAGAGGAUGUUCUAAAAGUAGCACUGGAAGAAUCUGAGGAAGCAAAAGUGGCUGAGGCAAGCGCGCUUGAUCAGAUCAGAAUUUUGUCUGAGAGAACUCAUGCGGCGCGUGCCUCGACCUCUGAAUCUGGGGCACACAUUACAAUCUCGAGGGAUGAGUUUGAGGCAUUGAGCCGUAAAGUAGAGGAAUCGGAAAAACUAUCGGAAAUGAAAGUGGCGGCUGCAGUAGCUCAGGUGGAAGCUGUGAAAGCUAGUGAACAUGAGGCACUAAAGAGGAUGGAGGCGACUCAGAAGGAGAUUGAGGAUAUGAAAGCUGCGACUCAGGACGCGCUGAAGAAGGCGGAGAUGGCGGAGGCCGCCAAGAAGGCCGUGGAGGGAGAGCUCCGGAGGUGGCGCGACCGGGAGCUGAAGAAGGCAGCUGAUGCCGCUUCUCGGAUUCUUGCUGAGACAGAGAUGUCAACAGAAUCUUCCCCACGCCAUUACCGAAUUCAGAAGCAGAACCUGCCUGAGAAAGUUGUAGCAGCCCAAAAGCUAGAUAAGGAGAACAUUUCAGUAUCUAAGAAAGGGCUUUUACCUAGUUUCAGUGGCAUCUUUCACAGGAAAAAGAAUCAGAUUGAGGGUGGAUCGCCAUCUUAUCUACCUGGUGAGAAGCCGUUUUGAGACGUGUUUUCGCUUUAGUAUUUUUUGUGCAAGUGAGAAUGGUUGAGAGAUAAACGUUUAUACCUUGGUAUUUGUAUAUUUGGUGUUAUUUCGUUUUUUUCGUUAGGCGUUUUAAAUGUGAAAGAUGGAAUUUGGAAGCAGUGGUGUGGUUGGGGUUUAGGAAGAGCGACUUUGAAUGAUGUAGCAACAAGCUAGAACAAUUUGCUUUGGAGAUUUCAGCACAAGAAACUGGCUUUGAAUGGUCUAGCAACACCCUAUAACAAUUUGCUUGGAGAUUUCAGGACA
This is a messenger RNA of Rhododendron vialii, 2706 nucleotides long. Its product is annotated as WEB family protein At5g55860. The transcript has 3 exons. The coding region runs from base 475 to 2421 and encodes 648 amino acids. The record is from RefSeq and is a predicted model, not a curated record. Lineage: Eukaryota; Viridiplantae; Streptophyta; Magnoliopsida; Ericales; Ericaceae.